This is a messenger RNA of Phyllotreta striolata, 1190 nucleotides long. The record is from the annotation of a GenBank genome assembly. Lineage: Eukaryota; Metazoa; Arthropoda; Insecta; Coleoptera; Chrysomelidae.
UUGUGUCACUACUGUCACUGUCAUUAAAAGUUGACCCCAUAUGGUUUAGGAAUAAACGCCUCCUAAUUCGUUAAUUUUUACUGUGUAAAUAAACUAAAUUAGUUGUAAUGAAAUGGCACAAUUAUCCAACAUACUUCUCUAUCAAAUACUAACAGUAACAGUUAUUAGUCUCGCUUCAAGCGCCUUAAACACCACAUCAAUUAAGACGAACAAUGGUUCUAAUACAACAGUGGCAGCUAAAAUUCAUAACCAAACAGCUAAUAUUAUCAACGGGACUCAUAAGGGCAGAGAAGGUGUGAUCACUUUGGACAGCCAUGACAAAAACAAGACUACAUCGAUUGUGGUAAAACCACUCGUUGCUCCAUCGACAAACCCAAGUAUUGUAAACAAAACUUCCAAACCUGCGAUGCCUUUCAACAAAACAAAUACUUCAAAUACUCAUAAAGCAGCUGUAGUACCAGUAACAAUUAAACCGAAAAAACCUACAUAUACAGAACACGAUGAAGGUGUACCUGCAAUGGUAAAAUCCGAUGCCGUUUUACAUAGCCCAAACACCGAUCAUAUCAUAGACCCCAAAAUGGAUAAGAAAGUGAGAAGAGCCGAUUACAUAGUGCCGAUUGUAGCAGUUAUCUUGUCAGUGCCGCUCGUUGCCAUUAUCCUUUCAGUGUUGUAUAAAAGGGGCAAGGAUUGGUGGCAGCAUAGAAAUUAUAGACGAAUGGAUUUCCUAAUCGAAGCAAUGGCUGAACCGUCAAGGAUCUUUUACGAAGAGGAAAGCCAUUCGAGUCGUCUGGCUAGGAAAUCUAGGGAAACCCCAUUUUUCCCUAUCGCUAUUGGUGUUUGUUCGGCAGCAGUGGCAUAUGGCGCGUACGCAUUCAAAAAUAGGGGCAGCAUGAGCACCAGCGUUUAUUUAAUGCACCUUCGAGUAGGGGCCCAAGGAGCUGCAGUGGCAUCUUUAACCCUCGGUUUACUUUACACAAUGAUCAAUAGGGAAUUAAACAAGAAAGAGUGAUGUUUCCCUUUAGUAGAGUAUUAAACGAUUGUAAAUUAUUGUUUUUAGGAAAUGAUAUUGUACCUAUUUAUAAAUUCUAAUUGAUGUUCCACUUCUAAAUAUUAAUUUAUUUUUAAAUAGAAAACGUGCUUCACUAAGUUGGUUUAUUAUUUCAAAUUCUAAUAAAGUUACAUAAAAUAUG